Messenger RNA from Yamadazyma jaroonii, 3021 nucleotides. Lineage: Eukaryota; Fungi; Ascomycota; Pichiomycetes; Serinales; Debaryomycetaceae. The record is from the annotation of a GenBank genome assembly.
AUGGAUCAGUUACCACCAUUAAUAACCCAGUUCAUAACGAGUUGUGAAGACCCCGAAAAAGACUUCGGAGCCACCUACUCCUCACAGAUAGCUAACUUAAUAUCCAAUGAUGAAAUAAGUUUACUUGUGUUAGUGCAAAACUUAGGUGACAAAUUAACCUCAGAUGAUGAUAUCGAAAGAAGUAGAAGUAUUCACUGUUUGAGUUCUACUUUAGAUAAUUUACCUCCAAAUAAGUUGUCCAGACAAGAUGUUAAUGUCAUGGUUGAGUUCUUCCUUGGGAAAUUUGAUGAUAAACCUAGUAUAAGAUUCAUAUUGAAAAGUUUAAGCAUUUUAAUAUCUUUCAAUGGGUUUAAUCCUUCAUUAAAUGAUAACUUAACUAAGAUUUUAAACAAGUUGGUUAAUGAUUAUGAUACCAGUAAACAUUUGGCCAAGAUAAGGUAUGAAAGUUUCCGAGUUAUUGAGAGCUUAUUGAAGAAUCACCAAAAGAAGAUCGUUUCUGAUAAGAAUUACUGUACGUUAUUAAUCAAAGCAUUUCUCCAUAUCGCUACUGGAGAGAAAGAUCCUAGAAAUUUGAUCUUAUCAUUUGAAAUUUGUGAAACUAUCAAUAAGAAUUUCCAAUUCGAUAUCAAUGAAGAAGUAGAUAAAUAUUUCAUCAGUGAAUUAUUGGAUAAUACCUUUUGUUAUUUCCCUAUUUCCUUUAAACCUCCAGCCAAUGAUCCUUAUAAAAUCACUGCUGAUCAACUUAAAUUGAAACUUCGUCGUGCUUUGGUAAGUCAAGAUUUAUUUGCUAAAGAUUUGAUUCAAAGUUUACUUGAGAAAUUAACUUCAACUAAUCCGAUGAUCAGAAACGAUGUUUUAUUGACUAUGUUAGAACUUGUUAAACUGUUCCAACCAGAAACUAUCUUAGUUCAUUGGGACAUUAUCUGGAAUGGAUUGAAAUUUGAAAUCUUACAUUUAGAUAAUUUAUCAGGAUUCAAUUCCAACUUUGAUUAUUUAAUACCUAAAGGGUUGUUAACCAUUGAUGACAGUGAUGAGAAUAAAUCCGUCUAUCUUACCUUAGAAAUCUUCAAUCAAAUGUUGGAAAAAAUCGAUAAUCAACCUCUUGAUACCAUUAAAGAAGAUUUGAAAGAAUACUUAUCCAUUAAUAGUAAAUAUUUCAAGAACUGUGUAUUAUUGGUAAGUAGUUUAUCGACUAAUCUGAUUGAAGCCAAUGAUAUUUUCAUGAAAUUCCUUUUCCAUGAUGAAUAUUUAGGUAAAUUCAUUAAUCCAAAUAUUGAAGAAGAUUUCGAAGAAGAUAUUGCUAUAACCAUUAACAAACAAAGAGAUUUAAUUGAUUGUUUUGGUUAUGCUUUAAUAUCUUAUCAAAUCAUUGCUAAUGAAGAGAUCACUCACAAUGCUUUACUUUCAAAUAAAGAUAACUUAAUCAUCUUCUUAGGUCAAUUAUUACAAGCAAGUUCCAAUAUCGAGAAGACUUUGAAAGUUAAGAUUAUCCAACAAUAUAUCAAAUUGAUAGAAAUCCCUAGUUUCCUUAACACUGAAGAGAAGAAAUCAUUGAUUCAAAUCUUGAAUGAAUUGGUGUUACUGUUGAAUGAUGGGGAUAUUUUAAUGGAUGCUAUAAUUGAAGGAAUGGUCAAAUUGAUCAAAUUAUCCAAUGAUGAGAUCUUGAAAUUGAUCAUAGAAUUCUUCUUACCCAACUUGUUGGUUAAAAUCGAUAAUAAAGAUCAAAGUAUCUUGAAAAUUCUUGAAAGAAUCAUCAUUAAUUAUGAAUUAUUAGAGAUUAUUUCAAUCAGAUUGAUCAAUAAAUUGGAUAAUGAUAGUGAAUAUAACUUUAAGAUUAUUGAAUUGAUCUUAAAGUUGGUAUACAAGAUUCAAAACUCCCAUCAAUUCUUGAUGAACUCUUGGUCAAAGUUCAUUCCUACUUUACAUAAACAAAUCUUGAAAGAUGAAAAGAAUAUCGAAAUUUACAGUGAAUUGAUUGGUUUAAUUGUUAAAUAUACCGAAGCAUCUCAUCAUCAAGAUAUAAUAACUCAAUAUUAUUCAAUAUUUUAUCAAAACAAAGCUGAUUUGAACUUACCAGGAUUCAAAGGAGUUAAUAAUUAUAUCAUUAUCUUCAACAAAGUGUUGGCAAGUAUUGACAAGAAUGUCACUUUCAACAUUUCUAAGGAUCAAUUGAAUGAUCUUAUCAAUGAUAUUCCUACUAUUAAAGAACCAAAUUUGAAAAUUCAAUACUUACAACAUUUAUCCAUCAUUACCAAUAAAUUCUUACAAUCUGAUGAUUUCCAAGAUUUCUCCCUUCAAUAUAAUGAUUUAUCAAAAUUUGAAAUUUGGGUUUGGAUUUUAAAAUCCUUCAUUCUUAGAUUAGAUAAAUUUGGGAUGAUGAAAUUAACUGAACUACUUGAAAAUUGUAAUGAAAUCCCUUUGAAAGUUUUCAUCAAAUUAUUCGAUAUUUUAUUAAAAGAUUUGAAGAUUUAUCAACCAAAUAAGGAAUUACCUAAAGGAACAAAGAUCAUUUCCAAAGUAACUAAUUUGAAUGUCAAAUUAUUAUAUAAGCAACAAAUGUUCAAUAUUAUUCUUAAUAAAAUCUUAUCAGGUACUUUAGAUAAUGAUUUGAAGUUGAAUUUAUUAUCAAUCUUAACUAAGAACAUUGAUGCUAAUAUCUUGAAAUUAAGAAUCAAUGAAAUUUUACCUUUGGUCAUUGAAAGUUUGAAAUUUGAUCAUUUAUUGACUUCAACUUUAGCUAAUUUAUUAAUCAUCAUUGAAUCAGGUAAUAGUUUGAUCAAUGACUUACCCUUCUUAAUGAAAAGAUUGGUUGCAAUCUUGGAUUAUAAGGUAUUCAAUGAACAAAUCAGAACGUUAGCAUUAAAGUGUAUAUUGGAACUUAUUAGUGUUAACGAAAAAGAUUUGAUUCUUAUUUAUAAAACGGAUUUAUUAAAUGGUUUAUCGGCCAGUUUAGAUGAUCCAAAAAGAACAGUACGUAAAUUGACUUGUGACAUAAGACAAGAGUUAUUUGAACUUAGAUAG